AUGUCCCAUCAGGAGCAAGCCUUGGUGUCCCUUCUCUCCCAGCUUGCCCUUUCCUUCGACGGCGCCGUUUUGGGCUUCGCCUUGGCCUACGCCGCUCUCCGCACUCUCUUCAAAUUCUCCGCCACUUCUACCGCCCUCCGCAAGCUCCGCCGCGCCCCUUAUCUGUCCGUUUCCGACCUCCGAUCCCUCCUCGCCGAUACUCCCUCCGAGGCCGACUCUAAUUCCGACGGUGGCACAAUCGUAAUUGUCCGCGGCACCGUCGAUGCCAAGUCCGCCGUCGAUGGCUCCUGGAAAACCCUCAGACCUGGCGUCUUGGUUUCUCGCGAGUCCGGUGAUAAAGGCGUCAUUCUCCAAAGAACUCAAACGUGUAUAUACAAUGAAUGGAAAGGCUUAUUUGGAUGGACUUCUGAUCUUCGAGCCAUAUUUGCAAGAUCUUGGAGACAGCAAGAGUCUACAUCUUUAAGGAAGGUGCCUUUUGUUCUAAUUGAUGUUGGACGGCGUCCAUCUACUGAGUAUGUUGUGAUCAACAUGGAUGGCUCAAGACAUCCUUUACCUCUGACGACAGUUUAUCAUAAAUUGCAACCUAUAAAUGCUUCUCCAUAUACUUUCUUGCAAGCACUUUUUGGGCAUGAGUAUCCGGUCGGACUGCUAGAUGAAGAGAAAAUACUUCCAUUGGGGAAGGAUAUCACUGCUGUUGGCCUUUGCAGUUUAAAUAAUGGAAUUGCUGAAAUUAAGUCAUGCAAAGAUCUACCAUAUUUUCUAUCUGACUUGAGUAAAGAUCAGAUGAUACUGGAUCUUUCCAUCAAAACGAAAAUAUUGUUUUGGGGUGGAAUUGCUCUUGGUUCAAUGUCAGUUGGGAUCCUUGGCUAUGCAGUUGUGAGGAACUGGAAUAAGUGGAAACAGUGGAAGCUACAGAGGCAGCUCCAGCAACAAAGGCAAGCAGUGAGUGAUGUUGAACCUCAGGUGGAUGAUGAGAUUGAAGAUGUUCCAGAUGGACAACUAUGUGUUAUAUGUCUGAUGAGGAGAAGGCGCUCUGUUUUCAUCCCCUGUGGGCAUCUUGUGUGUUGCCAAGGGUGUGCCAUUUCAGUUGAACGUGAAGUGGCACCAAAAUGUCCUGUUUGUCGCCAGGAGAUUCGAAAUUCAGUGCGGAUUUUUGAAUCAUGA
Messenger RNA from Sphenostylis stenocarpa, 1164 nucleotides. NCBI's taxonomy places the organism in Eukaryota, Viridiplantae, Streptophyta, Magnoliopsida, Fabales, Fabaceae. The record is from the annotation of a GenBank genome assembly.